Messenger RNA from Nakaseomyces glabratus, 1365 nucleotides. It is a transcript of the gene SKS1, whose product is annotated as putative serine/threonine protein kinase SKS1. NCBI's taxonomy places the organism in Eukaryota, Fungi, Ascomycota, Saccharomycetes, Saccharomycetales, Saccharomycetaceae. Gene Ontology annotation, molecular function: ATP binding; protein serine/threonine kinase activity. Gene Ontology annotation, cellular component: cytoplasm. Gene Ontology annotation, biological process: intracellular signal transduction; protein phosphorylation. The record is from RefSeq and is a predicted model, not a curated record.
AUGUUUGCUGAUUUUAGGAUAAACAAUUUUAGACUUAUAGAUAGAAUAGGUUCGGGAGCUUAUGGGUUGGUAUUCAAGGCCCGUAACACUAUCGACAACAAGAUAUAUGCGAUUAAGGCCAUUCUGCGGGCAGAAUAUACUAAUCGUACUUUAAAGAACCAUGUUAACGAGUCACAUGCUAAACAGAAACAAAAUUUGGAGUUUCUGUUGUACGCUUUCUUUCAAAAAAAUCACCAUGAAUUGUACUUGCCCGCUGUUGAUUUAGACUCUAUAUUGGCUUUAACAAAAGAACAACUAGACCAAGUACCACACUAUAAAGAGAUAGCUUUACAUUUAAGCGUACAUGAUCACCCAAAUAUUGUGUCUAUACAUAACGUAUUUGAGUCUUCGAUUGCUACAUUCAUCGUUAUGGAUUAUUAUGAGAACGACCUUUUCACUUCUAUCGUUGAUAAACAAUACUUCGCUAACGAUGGCUUAUUAGUAAAAGACGUCUUCUUGAAGAUCUGCACGGCUUUACAGUACUGUCACAGCAUGGGUGUUUACCAUUGUGACAUUAAACCAGAGAACAUUCUAUUAGAUGCUUCCGAUAAUGUCUACCUAUGCGAUUUUGGGUUGGCAACGGACUCUAAAUACCUGGCACCUAAUGUGUGCGUCGGAAGUUUCUACUACAUGGCACCAGAGAGAAUAUUGUACUCUAGCGCUCCUUUAGAAACUGAAACUGCUGUUCUGCCUACAGCUACAAGUGAUAUCUGGUCCCUAGGUAUUAUAUUGAUCAACUUAGUAUGCAUGAGAAACCCAUGGUUGAAGGCUCACCAAGGUGAGGAUGCAACUUUCCAAUUCUUCAUUGAGAAUAACAAAAUUUUACAGAAAAUACUUCCAAUAUCGGAUGAGCUUCUUGAUGUACUGGGAGAUAUACUAUGUUUGGAACCAUGUAGGAGAAUAGCACUAGAUGUCCUAAUGGCAAAAAUUAGAAGCAUCAAGAAACUCACUCCAGAUGGACCUUUGAGUCAAAUUCCUGAAAUCGAGCCUCAUAAGCCUAUCGCUGCUAUGACUAUUUCACAAGAUUUAGAUGAUGAGGAUGAGGUUGAUGAACUACAUCCAGAUUUCUCGGAACAGACCAGGAUGUUAUCUGGUGCAGCUACACCAUUUGAGGAAAUUACCGUUACGGGAACUAGUACAUGUAGCACUACGACAGCAAUUAGUUCCUCAUAUGAAAACUCGGGAAUGUUAUGUAAAGGCGAUUUUACUAUUGCCACUGAUGAAUUUACUUCACACCAAAAAUUGCUAGAAGAAAAACUACUCAAGCUUCAAAGCGAAAGUCUUACGACAACAGGAAAUUCUGGUAACUGGUUACCAGAAUAUUGA